Gavia stellata (red-throated loon) is the source of this 2978-nucleotide messenger RNA. It is a transcript of the gene AKT2, whose product is annotated as AKT serine/threonine kinase 2. The transcript is spliced from 14 exons. Bases 146 to 1591 code for a protein of 481 amino acids. Gene Ontology annotation, molecular function: protein serine/threonine kinase activity; ATP binding. The record is from RefSeq and is a predicted model, not a curated record. Gene Ontology annotation, biological process: protein phosphorylation. NCBI's taxonomy places the organism in Eukaryota, Metazoa, Chordata, Aves, Gaviiformes, Gaviidae.
GGAUGAGCAACGGCAGCCGGCUGGGCCUGCGGCGUCCAUGACAGGUCGUCUCUGCUCCCGCUGCUCCUCCCACAGCCGCCACCGCCGGCGUUAGCCGCUUCCCCGGCCCUGCAGCAGAGAGGGGGUUAGAGCCCACGGCACCACCAUGAAUGAAGUAUCGGUCGUAAAGGAGGGAUGGCUGCACAAGAGAGGGGAAUACAUCAAAACGUGGCGUCCCCGGUAUUUUCUGCUUAAAAGUGACGGCUCCUUCAUUGGCUACAAGGAACGGCCAGAGACAUCUGACCACAGCUUGCCACCUCUGAAUAACUUCUCAGUAGCGGAGUGCCAACUGAUGAAGACUGAGCGGCCUCGGCCCAACACCUUUGUCAUCCGAUGCUUGCAGUGGACGACAGUCAUUGAGAGGACCUUCCACGUGGACUCUCCUGAAGAGCGUGAGGAGUGGAUGCGAGCCAUCCAGACGGUAGCAAACAGCCUGAAGAACCAGGAACCAGAGGCGGAUGCAAUGGAUUACAAGUGUGGAUCUCCUAACGACAGCACCGGUGCCGAGGAGAUGGAGGUGGCUGUCAGCAAAACCCGCACCAAGGCCACCAUGAACGAUUUCGAUUACCUGAAGCUCCUGGGAAAGGGGACUUUUGGCAAAGUCAUCUUGGUGCGGGAAAAGGCCACUGGCCGCUAUUAUGCCAUGAAAAUCCUACGGAAAGAGGUCAUCAUUGCGAAAGACGAGGUGGCGCACACUGUUACGGAGAGCCGGGUGCUGCAGAACACCAGGCACCCCUUCCUCACCGCGCUGAAAUACGCCUUUCAGACGAAUGACCGGCUGUGUUUCGUCAUGGAGUACGCCAAUGGCGGAGAGCUGUUUUUCCACCUCUCAAGAGAACGCGUCUUCACGGAGGACCGAGCCCGUUUCUACGGUGCGGAAAUAGUCUCUGCACUGGAGUACCUGCACUCCCGGGAUGUGGUGUACAGGGACAUUAAGCUGGAAAACCUCAUGCUGGACAAAGAUGGCCAUAUAAAAAUCACUGACUUUGGGCUCUGCAAGGAAGGCAUCACAGAUGGAGCCACCAUGAAGACCUUCUGCGGCACUCCAGAGUACCUGGCUCCAGAGGUCCUGGAGGACAACGAUUAUGGCCGUGCCGUGGACUGGUGGGGCCUGGGGGUUGUCAUGUACGAGAUGAUGUGCGGCCGCCUCCCCUUCUACAACCAGGACCAUGAACGGCUCUUCGAGCUGAUCCUCAUGGAGGAGAUCCGCUUCCCUCGUACCCUCAGCCCCGAGGCCAAAUCCUUGCUGGCUGGGCUGCUCAAGAAGGAUCCCAAACAGAGGCUUGGCGGAGGUCCCAACGAUGCCAAGGAGGUGAUGGAGCAUCGCUUCUUCGCACCCGUCAACUGGCAGGAUGUGGUUCAGAAGAAGCUGGUCCCACCAUUCAAGCCCCAAGUGACGUCCGAGAUUGACACACGGUAUUUUGACGACGAGUUCACCGCCCAAUCCAUCACUAUCACCCCGCCGGAUCGCUAUGACAACAUGGGCUCCCUGGAGAAUGACCAGCGGACACACUUCCCCCAGUUCUCCUACUCGGCCAGCAUACGGGAGUAACUGGCAGCAGCGGCAUUUGGCCUCCAAGGAGGAAGAGGGUUUGGGGGUUCACUCACAGCGGGGGAGAUUUCUCUUCUGUGCCCAGCAGAAGUGGGGGAUGGGAUGCUGUGGCUCACCAGCGUUGCACUGCGGCGCCUUUCAGAAGCCAUACCCCUACGAAGUGCUCUCGCUCUGCGGCUCCCACUGGCACCAAGCCGUGCCUCCUGCCCCUAGCCUAGGACUGCUUUGAUUUUAAUUAUUAUUAUUUUUAUUUUUUAAACUCCUAGAAGUGCUCACAGCUUUUUAAAGCAACCCCCACUUCCCCACAACCAUGGCCUUGACCCCUCCGGGAGCUCAGCCAGCCCUCUGCCCGAUAAAACCCACUGCUCCCAGGUGGGGAGAAACUGUUUUGACAGCAGAAGAGAGGUGGAACCCCCCCGCCCCAUGUGGCUGGGAUCCAAUGCCAGCUGCCCCAAGGAACGUGGGGGACAACAGGGCAGGACUCCCCCUGAGACCGUGGGGGCCAUGUCUCACACCCUUAAAUCUUCCCAGCUCUGCUUUGAACUGAACCUGCAGUGACUGAAAACCAACCGUACCCUGGAAUCAGUGCCUCAGCAGAGGGGAGUGCCUUGACCCUGCGGCCGGCUGACGCAGCCCUAAGGAAAACGUGAUCCUAAAAGCAAUAGUUUGGCUUCUCCGGUGCCUUAAGGCCAGGAGCCGUGGUGAUGCUGGGCUCAGUGAUGCUGGCCACGUCCUCCAGCAUCCUCAGCGGAUGAUGGCGUCACCAGAACAACAGCCUCCGGUCCCAGCGUGGUGUUGCAGAGGGACAGGGCUUUUGCCGCCACACAGCCGGCUUGGCAGCCCCAGCUGCCAGCGUUGUGCCUGAGUUUCUUCCGUUGUAUGCCAUUGCCGACGAUGGUUCCACACCAGACAGACGCUCCCUGGAUGUCUUUCCAUAGAGGCCACUGUCACUGGGGAUGUUGGCUCCAGACCCUGCCAGCAUGGCAUGACACUGCUGGGACCUGGCAUUUGGGGAGCAUUGCCUUCAGUGGGACACCCACACUGACACGCUGGGCCAGUGACAAGCUGGACUUGCUGCCCAGCCUCUCCUGGCGCAGCCAACACCAGGGCCACAGUUUGGCGGUAGGAAUUUGGUGCCUGGUGCCACUUCCCUGCAGCGAAGAACUGAGAAAAGUCGAUUUUUUUUUUUUUCUUACUUCAUUCCUAGUUGCCCAAAUUCAGUUGAAUUAACUUAAAAAUACCGGAGCAGUGCAGGGGGCUGAGACCCCUCGACAAGGCAGUGGUGGCCUAGCAUCCCCAGCUCGACGGCAGUGGCUGGCCAGCAGCUGUCACCUGCCCUCAUAUUUGUACGGUACAAGCAAUAAAAUGGGGUUGGUUUUGGGGUUUU